This is a messenger RNA of Megalobrama amblycephala (Wuchang bream), 3326 nucleotides long. RefSeq names its product protein Hook homolog 2-like. Lineage: Eukaryota; Metazoa; Chordata; Actinopteri; Cypriniformes; Xenocyprididae. The coding region runs from base 36 to 2243 and encodes 735 amino acids. The transcript has 23 exons. Gene Ontology annotation, cellular component: cytoplasm; centrosome. The record is from RefSeq and is a predicted model, not a curated record. Gene Ontology annotation, biological process: cytoskeleton-dependent intracellular transport; cytoplasmic microtubule organization. Gene Ontology annotation, molecular function: microtubule binding; dynein light intermediate chain binding.
CCUACCAGGGUCUCGCGGCGCAAAUAUGUGCGUCGAUGACGCGUCCAGUUCGUGUGCGCGCAUUUAGCAGCGCUGCUAGUGUGUGUGUUUGUGUAACAGCACAAACCGGCACCAUGAGCCUGAAUAAACAUCAGCUGAGUGAUUCUUUAUUUAUCUGGCUGCAGACGUUUCAGGUGCCGUCGUGUGCAAGCAAACAUGAGCUGACCAGUGGCGUGGCCAUCGCACAUGUGCUCAACAAAAUAGAUCCAUCCUGGUUUAAUGAAACAUGGCUCAGCAGGAUAAAAGAGGAGGGCGGCACAAACUGGAGGCUGAAGGUCAGCAACCUCAAGAAGAUUCUUCAGAGCAUGAUGGAGUAUUAUCAUGACGUGUUGAGUCAGCAGGUGUCUGAUGAGCACGUCCCUGACGUGAGUCUGAUCGGUGAGAUGGGUGACGUGACUGAACUGGGCCGUUUGCUGCAGCUGGUUCUGGGCUGUGCCGUCAGCUGUGAUCAGAAACAAGAGCACAUUCAGCAGAUCAUGACGCUGGAGGAAUCAGUGCAGCAUGUUGUGAUGACGGCCAUACAAGAGCUGCUCACUAAAGAGCCUGUGGAGGCAGGAUCUCCAGAGUCAUACGGGGACUUCGACAGUCAGUCCAGGAAGUAUUAUUUUCUGAGUGAAGAGACCGACGAAAGAGACUUCACGUCCCAGCGCUGCCGAGAGCUCCAGCAGCAGCUGUCUGUUCUGAUGGAGGAGAAGUCCUCGCUGCAGGUGGAGGUUCAGUCUCUGCGGGAGCGUCUGACGCACUGCGAGCCGUCCGACGUCUCCUCCACCAUCACCAACAAGAAGCUGCUGCUGCUGCAGAGUCAGAUGGAGCAGCUGCAGGAGGAGAACUACAGGCUAGAGAGCAGUCGAGAUGACCAGCGGGUGCGAGCAGAGGUUCUGGAGCGAGAGGUGACCGAUCUGCAGAUGAGGAACGAGGAGCUCACCAGCCUCGCUCAGGAGGCCCAGUCCCUUAAAGACGAGAUGGACAUCCUCAGGCACUCGUCGGACCGUGUGAGCCGUUUGGAGGCGAUGGUGGACACGUACAAGCGCAAGCUGGAGGAUCUGGGCGAUCUGCGCAGACAGGUGCGACUGCUGGAGGAGAGGAACCACGUCUACAUGCAGCGCACCUGCGAGCUGGAGGAGGAGCAGCGCAGAGCGAACACCAUCCGCUCGCAGCUCGACACCUACAAGAGACAGGCUCACGAGAUGAGCGCCAAACACUCGGCAGAGGCCAUGAAAGCUGAGAAGUGGCAGUUUGAGUACAAGAACCUCAACGACAAAUAUGAAACCCUUCUGAAGGAGAGAGAGAAGCUGAUAUCUGAGCGGGACACGCUGAGAGACACGACUGAAGAGCUGAGAUGUGCUCAAGUGCAGCAGCAGUGUUUAACAGAUUCUCUGAGUGGAGAUUCAGGAGCAGUUGGCAGCUUGGCGUCAGAAAUCAUGCCAACAGAGUUCAGGGAUACGGUCGUGCGUCUGCAGCAGGAGAAUAAGAUGCUGUGUGUUCAGGAGGAGUCUUACAGACACAGACUGGAGGAGCUGCAGACGCAGCUGGAGGAGUCGCAGCGCUGCCAGAACACACUGGAGACUCAGAACAGGUUGAGUCAGCAGCAGAUAUCAGAGCUGACGUCUCAGGUCGAGGAGCUGCAGAGAGCUUUACAGGAGCAGGACAGCAAAACUGAGGAUGUCAUUUCGUCGCUGUUAAAGAAGAAGCUGGAGGAGCAUCUGGUGAAGCUCCAUGAGGCUCAUUCUGACCUGCAGAAGAAGCGAGAGGUGAUCGAUGAUCUGGAGCCGCACGUGGACAGCAACAUGGCAAAGAAGAUCGAUGAGCUGCAGGAGAUCCUGAAGAAGAAGGAUGAAGAUAUGAGACGAAUGGAGGAGAGAUACAAGAGAUACGUGGACAAAGCUCGCACGGUGAUUAAGACUCUAGACCCGAAGCAGAAAAGUAACGUGGUUCCUGCUGAAGUUCAGGCCCUGAAGAACCAGCUGACAGAGAAAGACAGAAAAAUACAACAUAUGGAGCAUGAUUUUGAGAAGACGCGCUCCAGACACGACCAGGAGGAGAAGCUCAUCAUCUCGGCAUGGUACAACAUGGGAAUGGCUCUUCAUCAGAAGGUGGCUGGAGAGCGAUCCGGAUCCGGCUCUGGUUCGGCUCAGUCCUUCCUGGCCCAGCAGAGACAGUCGACACACGCGCGCCGAGGACUGGCCCGUCUGCAGCCCAGAUGAACAAACACGGAUCUUCCAUUCAGACGAUCAACACUCAAACUCAACCGGAUCUGUCCGAGGCCUAAUCGGGAUGCAGGGGUUCAUGCUUCACUUUAUUUCUCUUUCAGCACUUUCUGAUUACCCUGCUGAGAACGUAGAAACAACACGUGGAGGAUGAUUUUUAUUAUCUUUUAGAUGAUGUUUUGUUUAUUUUUAGUUGACCCGAGUGUCGGUAUGUAGUUGUGUCUUAUUUUAGUGUUAAUUAGUGCCAGAGGGUCUUAACCGGGCCGCAGGAACGAAUGAGUUUAAUGAAGUAGAUCAAUUUUGAUUCUUUUAAUGAUGUUUUGAGGGUUUUAUUAAUGUUGUUCGGUAGUUUUCUGUGUUCAUCAGGGUACGGUGCAUGUGUGAGUGCACUUAAAACACUCAGUGCCUUCUAUCAUCCAUCAUCAUCUGACAGCUGUCAAUCAUGUGUGUGACAUCUCAUCAAACCAAACUCUGAAUGCUGGGAUGCCUUUAAUACAUCGAACAAAUGAAGUGCUUUUAUUAUUAUUUUUUUUUUCAUUUAAUCAUAGUUUCAUUAUGUGUCUGAUUAAAUAUGAGCUGCUGUGUUUUGUGUGAAUGUGGAACUGGAAACGACACUAAUCGGAGAUGAACUUCUGGAGGAUUUUCUACCUGCACAUGUGGUCAUUUGCAUGUGAAAUCUGCUGCUUUACCAUUUUUAUAAUGGAUGUUUUUUUUUUUAAUUGUAACGUCACCAAAGUCUGCUGCUGAAGGACGAUCCUGUAGCUUGUAUUUAUUGAUCUUCAGUCAGUACUGUAUGUCCAGAAACACUACUGAUCUCACCCUUAUCAGUCCAAACACUGAGGUUUGUUCGCUCACGAUCUCCAGAUGUUUGUUUGUUCUUUACACUGCAGUUUUUCACUGUUUUUUGCUUUAUGAAUGUUCUGUCACAGUGAUGAUGUUCUGAUAGUUCUGUUUGUGUUUUAUCACAGUGUUCAAUCGUGCUGUUGGUGUUGGACUGAUGGGGUCGGUACAUGAAUAAAUCACUUUAAUCUCACUGUCCUUCUCUUUGCACUACAAUAAACAAGAUUAUUGGUACAAAAA